AUGUCUAAAAUCAAAGCACCUUUAGACAAAUUACUUCAUAAAAAUGAAAAAUUUAUUUGGAACGCUGAUUGUCAAAAAGCCUUCCAGGAAUUUAAAACCAUUUUAAACUCAGAUUUAAUGCUUACGCAUUAUAAUCCAAGUUUACCAAUAAAAGUGGCAGCAGACGCCUCCAAUAAAGGUAUUGGAGCGUUCAUUUGCCAUGUUUUCCCAGACGGUUCAGAAAAAGUAAUGCAACAUGCUUCCAAAACUUUAACAGAGGCAGAACAAAAAUACUCGCAAAUUGAAAAAGAAGCUUUAGCUUUAGUUUUUGCACUAAAGAAAUUUCAUCGCUACAUUUUCGGUCGUAAGUUCACACUUUGCACAGACCAUAAGCCGCUAUUAGCAAUAUUUGGCAAAAAUAAGGGCAUUCCAACUUAUGCAGCAAAUAGACUUCAGCGGUGGGCGCUUAUAUUAAUGAUGUACGAUUUCAACAUACAAUACGUAAAAACAACAGAUUUUGGUUGUGUUGACAUGCUGUCACGACUUAUUGCAAAUCACACAAAGCAAGAUGAAGAUAUGGUUAUCGCUUGUACUCAACUUGAAGAAGAAAUGAACACGAUCAUUCAAGAUCAAUGUGCAAAACUACCUGUGAGCUUCGAAAUGAUCAGAAAAGCAACAAAGCAAUGCCCAACAGCACAAUCAGUCAUAAAUGCAUUAUACAAUGGAUGGCAGCAAGAAAUACCGCAGGAAUUACGUCCAUUUCAUGCACGUAAAGAUGCACUUAGCGUGAUUCAAGAUUGUUUGAUGUUUCAUGAACGCAUUGUGAUUCCAGAGAAACUACAAACACAAAUUUUACGUCAACUACAUAGAGGACAUCCAGGCAAGGAACGGAUGAAAUUAUUAGCGCGGUGUUACGUAUAUUGGCCUGGUAUUGACGAGGCUAUAGCAACGUAUACGCGAAAUUGUCAACUUUGUGCAUCGGCAGCUAAAUUGCCUAUAAAACAUACAUUACAAUCAUGGCCUUUAGCAACACAGCCUAUGGAACGGAUACAUAUUGAUAUAGCAGGACCAUGCAAUGGGGUUUACUAUUUUUUAAUCGUGGACGCAUUUUCAAAAUUUCCAGAAAUUUUUCAAAUAACCAACAUUACAACGCAAACAAUCGUUAGCAAGCUCAAUGAAAUGUUUUCACGUUAUGGAGAUUGUAAAAUAUUGGUAUCUGAUAACGGUACGCAAUUUACAAGUGCAACGUUUCAACAAUUCUUAAAAUCGCGGGCCAUCCAGCAAAUAAGAACAUCGCCUUAUCAUCCCCAGUCCAAUGGACAGGCCGAACGGUUUGUAGAUACGCUGAAAAGGGCAUUACUAAAGUUAAAAGAGGAAGGAACAGAUUUAGAAAACUUGCAAACAUUUUUGCAGACAUAUAGGUCCACACCAAAUCCAAAUGUAUUGGAGCGUAAAUCGCCAGCAGAGGCGUUCAUCAACCGACAAAUCAAAACAAUGCUGGAUUUAAUUAAACCUGGUAAACGUUAA
Molecule: messenger RNA, 1506 nt
Organism: Rhagoletis zephyria (snowberry fruit fly)
Lineage: Eukaryota; Metazoa; Arthropoda; Insecta; Diptera; Tephritidae
Biological process (GO): DNA integration
Molecular function (GO): nucleic acid binding
Source: RefSeq, a predicted model, not a curated record